AUGGGAAACCCUAACAGCAAGGACAGCGAUAGCCAAAACAAGGCGAGACCGAGCGGCGACGGCAGCUUUGACUCCACGAGCAGCCAAAAGGCUAUCAACUCCGACGAGAGCGGAGAGCGCGCGCGCAUUGACCUGAUUGAGGAUCACUAUGCGACUACGAAAAAUGACGGAGCGGUAGAAGAAAAAGAGAAAGAGGAGCCUAAGGAGGGCACAAGCGUGCAGACGAAGGUAUAUCGCUCCGAGCAGGCGGACGGCGGCAUCAUCACCAAGACGAUACGUACCACGAGUACUACUACGUACUCGCGUUCGGGUGACCUGAUCACGACCAUCGAAGUACAGACCACGACGGAAAAGGAAGCAAAGGAUGGCUCUAAGAGCACUUCGGUCGCCACGGAGACGAGAACGGAAUCAGUGGCAGGCCUAGUCGAAUCUGUCGCGGACGAACAGGGGCAUCAUGAUGACGUUGAAACGCGGGUGUGUCGAACGACAGAUAAGGACGGAAGCAUCGUGACCAGCGCUGUAUGUACUGACAGGAACAAGGGACUGUCGAACGACGAUACCGCAACAACAGCUAGAGUGAAGCCAACCACGGAAGCCAAGACGAAGGAUGGUACCGUGACCACCAACGUGUCACGACAAGUACGAGCAGGUGCUGCUGGAUGGAGCAAGUCGCAUGACGCCAUUAGCGCAGGGACUGAUCAAAAACCAUCGUUGCAAAUGGUAAGCGGAAAAACUAUUUCCGACUCGCAGGAAACUGAUGAUGCGGACCGUCGCUCAUUUAAGGAUGGACAUAAGCGAAGGUACGAGCAGUGGCAUCCGAGGUUCGUCUCGUACAUGAAACAUCAGAACAAGCGUAUUGAGGCACUCGCCACGACGGAAUUGGUCGAGGAUGCGCGCCAGUUUUGUGCUGAGAACUUUAAGGAGUUUCGUCCAGAAUUGUUUGACUGUGGAUCGACAGAGGCUGAUAAGGAAUGCUGGAAAAAUGUGGCGCAGCUUGCUCGUUCCUACCCGAUUGUGGCUGUGCAACUGCUUGCGCGGAAAUUAGGAGACAAGAAUGUGUUGAUUGUGGACGAACUGUCGCAGGAUUCUGAUCGUGGCAUUCUUACGCACGUAGCGAUGAAAAUGCUUAGGUGCUCGCAAACGGACGCUUGUGAAUUUUGUGACGACCUUCUUGUUCUGAGAAAUGGAGAAGUGAUGUACGAAUAUUCUGGUAGGGAGAUUGUGGAAUACUUCAACGUCUCAGGCAAUGUGGGUGCUUUGGGAAAGCCCGCGGCACACGAUUCACUGGGCCUGACUGCUAAACAGGAAGAUCGUUACCUUCCCACUGUUUCCACUGACGCUAAGCGGGAUAAUGGCUCUAAAAACAUUGUCCGGAACAUUGCUACGCUAAUCAAAUUCGCGGAUGACACUGCUCUCCUCGCGAGUAAUACUGGAACGGUAGUUCGUGACCUGCCAUCCGAAACUCCCGAAAAAUAUUCAAUUGCACUUCAAACGGACAGUGUCCCUACUCCGCUGCCUACUAUAACUAAAACUGUCAACCAUCUUCAGCAACCUAACACAGCACCAGGCAAGUCGGUGAAGACCGAGGUGUUCCGCUCGGAGAGACCGGACGGCAGCAUCGUGACCAAGACGGUCCGCACGACGACUUGCACCACGAAGCCUGCGGACGGCGAGCUCGUGACGACGAUCGAGGUGGAAACGACGACUGAAACGGAAUCCCCGGACGGCACGACGAGCACUACAGUGGCGACGGAGACCUGCGAAGAGACGGAGACGGAGGAGAGCAGCCUCCCAAUGACGCCCGCUACGGGUGGUACUGUUGUAAGUGUGACGGAGCAAGCUGACACUGUGCCAGGCAAGUCGGUGAAGACCGAGGUGUUCCGCUCGGAGAGACCGGACGGCAGCAUCGUGAACAAGACGGUCCGCACGACGACUUGCACCACGAAGCCUGCGGACGGCGAGCUCGUGACGACGAUCGAGGUGGAAACGACGACUGAAACGGAAUCCCCGGACGGCACGACGAGCACUACAGUGGCGACGGAGACCUGCGAAGAGACGGAGACGGAGGAGAGCAGCCUCCCAAUGACGCCCGCUACGGGUGGUACUGUUGUAAGUGUGACGGAGCAAGCUGACACUGUGCCAGGCAAGUCGGUGAAGACCGAGGUGUUCCGCUCGGAGAGACCGGACGGCAGCAUCGUGACCAAGACGGUCCGCACGACGACUUGCACCACGAAGCCUGCGGACGGCGAGCUCGUGACGACGAUCGAGGUGGAAACGACGACUGAAACGGAAUCCCCGGACGGCACGACGAGCACUACAGUGGCGACGGAGACCUGCGAAGAGACGGAGACGGAGGAGAGCAGCCUCCCAAUGACGCCCGCUACGGGUGGUACUGUUGUAAGUGUGACGGAGCAAGCUGACACUGUGCCAGGCAAGUCGGUGAAGACCGAGGUGUUCCGCUCGGAGAGACCGGACGGCAGCAUCGUGACCAAGACGGUCCGCACGACGACUUGCACCACGAAGCCUGCGGACGGCGAGCUCGUGACGACGAUCGAGGUGGAAACGACGACUGAAACGGAAUCCCCGGACGGCACGACGAGCACUACAGUGGCGACGGAGACCUGCGAAGAGACGGAGACGGAGGAGAGCAGCCUCCCAAUGACGCCCGCUACGGGUGGUACUGUUGUAAGUGUGACGGAGCAAGCUGACACUGUGCCAGGCAAGUCGGUGAAGACCGAGGUGUUCCGCUCGGAGAGACCGGACGGCAGCAUCGUGACCAAGACGGUCCGCACGACGACUUGCACCACGAAGCCUGCGGACGGCGAGCUCGUGACGACGAUCGAGGUGGAAACGACGACUGAAACGGAAUCCCCGGACGGCACGACGAGCACUACAGUGGCGACGGAGACCUGCGAAGAGACGGAGACGGAGGAGAGCAGCCUCCCAAUGACGCCCGCUACGGGUGGUACUGUUGUAAGUGUGACGGAGCAAGCUGACACUGUGCCAGGCAAGUCGGUGAAGACCGAGGUGUUCCGCUCGGAGAGACCGGACGGCAGCAUCGUGACCAAGACGGUCCGCACGACGACUUGCACCACGAAGCCUGCGGACGGCGAGCUCGUGACGACGAUCGAGGUGGAAACGACGACUGAAACGGAAUCCCCGGACGGCACGACGAGCACUACAGUGGCGACGGAGACCUGCGAAGAGACGGAGACGGAGGAGAGCAGCCUCCCAAUGACGCCCGCUACGGGUGGUACUGUUGUAAGUGUGACGGAGCAAGCUGACACUGUGCCAGGCAAGUCGGUGAAGACCGAGGUGUUCCGCUCGGAGAGACCGGACGGCAGCAUCGUGACCAAGACGGUCCGCACGACGACUUGCACCACGAAGCCUGCGGACGGCGAGCUCGUGACGACGAUCGAGGUGGAAACGACGACUGAAACGGAAUCCCCGGACGGCACGACGAGCACUACAGUGGCGACGGAGACCUGCGAAGAGACGGAGACGGAGGAGAGCAGCCUCCCAAUGACGCCCGCUACGGGUGGUACUGUUGUAAGUGUGACGGAGCAAGCUGACACUGUGCCAGGCAAGUCGGUGAAGACCGAGGUGUUCCGCUCGGAGAGACCGGACGGCAGCAUCGUGACCAAGACGGUCCGCACGACGACUUGCACCACGAAGCCUGCGGACGGCGAGCUCGUGACGACGAUCGAGGUGGAAACGACGACUGAAACGGAAUCCCCGGACGGCACGACGAGCACUACAGUGGCGACGGAGACCUGCGAAGAGACGGAGACGGAGGAGAGCAGCCUCCCAAUGACGCCCGCUACGGGUGGUACUGUUGUAAGUGUGACGGAGCAAGCUGACACUGUGCCAGGCAAGUCGGUGAAGACCGAGGUGUUCCGCUCGGAGAGACCGGACGGCAGCAUCGUGACCAAGACGGUCCGCACGACGACUUGCACCACGAAGCCUGCGGACGGCGAGCUCGUGACGACGAUCGAGGUGGAAACGACGACUGAAACGGAAUCCCCGGACGGCACGACGAGCACUACAGUGGCGACGGAGACCUGCGAAGAGACGGAGACGGAGGAGAGCAGCCUCCCAAUGACGCCCGCUACGGGUGGUACUGUUGUGAAGUGUGACGGAGCAAGCUGA
Molecule: messenger RNA, 4149 nt
Organism: Peronospora matthiolae
Lineage: Eukaryota; Oomycota; Peronosporomycetes; Peronosporales; Peronosporaceae
Source: the annotation of a GenBank genome assembly